Messenger RNA from Melanotaenia boesemani (Boeseman's rainbowfish), 2042 nucleotides. RefSeq names its product GPALPP motifs containing 1 (gene gpalpp1). The record is from RefSeq and is a predicted model, not a curated record. Lineage: Eukaryota; Metazoa; Chordata; Actinopteri; Atheriniformes; Melanotaeniidae.
ACAGUUUCUUGUAUUUUAUUCUGAUAGAAAAAUGAUCUACUUCCUGUUUUUGUAGGACUAACUUUAGCUUGGUAAACUCUACUAACACUACUGUUUACUUCCUGAGUCAAAGGUCAAGCAUAUACUCUUGUUUAUCAGGCUGAUUUAUUAUUUACUUAGAAACAGUUUAAAAUACGUGAGUGAGCCAGUAAGAUGUCAUCUGAUAAACUUAUUGGCCCUGCUUUACCCCCGGGGUUUAGCAAGGAGAGCUCUGAAGACGACGACGAGGAAACAGGCUUCGCUGGUCCUGCUCUGCCUCCUGGUUAUAAACGUGGAGAACCGUCGAGCUCCUCGGAUGAGAGUGAGCCGGAGGUGGCGGUGAAACGAGCCAGGACAACUGGAAACAGACCUGCACAGGGGAACAAGGAUGAUGAUGAUGGUUUCUUUGGACCAGCUCUGCCCCCAGGAUUUAAAAAACAACAGAGUUCACCAGAAAAGCCACCUGUGCUUGGACCGGCUUUGCCCCCUGGGUUUAACAAAGCAACAUAUGAUAAUGAUGAUGGCAGUGAUGGAGAAGAUGAAGAGGAUUUCCAAGGUCCAGCCCUACCCCCAGGCUACCGUGCUGAUUCCUCCAGCAGUGAGGGAGAGGAUGAGGAUGUGAUUGGACCAAUGCCAGCCAAAGGACCAGUUCAAGACAGUGUGGCUCAUGAUUUUGAACGAAGAGCACAAAUGAUGAAAGAGAAGCUGACAGGAGAUGAUGCUCCUCAGGUGCUAACCAGAGAAACGUGGAUGAUGGAGCUCCCACCAGAGUUACAGCACAUUGGCUUGGGGGCUCGAACUUUCAAGAAGAGAUCCGGUCCAGAAAACAAGGAUCGCUCCAUUUGGACAGAUACACCAGCCGAUAGGGAGCGGAAGGCCAGGGAACGCCUUGAAGGAAAAAAAAGGGGUGAAGUGGAGAAAGCUGAUGUCCCACAAGUUUCCAGGAAGGACUUGGAAAUGGCAGACAAAGUGUCUAAAUAUAAUGAAUCCAAACGCGCUGAGUCCCUCAUGACUUUGCACACAAAGAAGAUGAAAGAAAAAGCAAAGGAGAAAGCAGACACACCAGUGGAGAGGAGGCCGUUUGAUCGUGAUGAAGACCUGCAGGUUAAUCGCUUUGAUGAAGCUCAGAAGCAGCGACUGCUAAAGAAGUCUCAGGAACUGAACACACGGUUCUCCCACAGCAAAGACCGAAUGUUCCUGUAACAUGUCAAAAUGAAACAGAUCCAUUAGAAUGCAGGCUUCCACUUCCACAGAUAAACUUUUUUACGUGGUUUGUACAAUAUAGAUUGUCUCUACAGAUUUAUUUGUUUGUGAGGUUCAUUAGACCGGACAGAAUUGAUAUUAGAGACAUGGAAGAUAUCCACUUAUGUAAAUUUGAAUCACUGAAAUGCUAUAAAACCUAUUUUAACUGAUUCAAAAGCAGCUAUUAGAAUGUUUUUUUUUUUUGUUUGUUUUUUUUUGUUUUUUGUUUGUUUUUAUCCAGGAAGUAUUGUAUUAGAACUGAUUAUUCUAUUAGAAUUCUGAUUAUUCUAACAAAACAAAUGUUUUUCAGAAAUUGUUUUACAGUAAAUCAGGCAGAGUGCACUGUUUGUAAAUACCCACCACAGCAAUGGCAUAAUAGUUGAUUUUAGUAUGUACAAUAUUCAUCCUGUGAUAUUGGAGGUAAUUUUUAUUUGAUAUGCUGAUUCUAAAAUCCAGAAGAAAAAGUCAGGCUUUAACUCUCACUGUUGUUAAUCCUACAGUUAGUGAGAAAUACAAAUUUGCCCAAGUCUAAACAUGUAUAAUCUGAAAGGAAGAGGGGAAACAUUAACCUGUCACGUUAAACCAUGCAUUAUUUCAUAGUAUGACAUUAUGGAUAUUGAAUAUUAUGACUUUUUUUCUUUAAACCCAAUCAAUUUCUUGAUUUCACAUAAUGAAUGACAACAGGUAUUUGUUACUCAGAACUCCAAGCUUGUAUUUUUGUAAACCGAUUUUUCGUUAUAGCUUGUAUUUUGUGCAGAUUGCUGUAAAAGAUGUUGUUUUGA